UACUGCGCAUGACAGAUGGAUUAUACUCGGAUUUAGAUGCUGGCACCAGCUAAAUUCGGCCAGAUACUGUUGUCAUAAGCUGUUCAGUAAGUCUUCUCUUGCAUUAAACGAAGCAUAAUGAAAAUGAUCGUGACUUGGCUAUUCCCUUUUUUGUACGUCAUCUUUCUGAUAAGUACAGAUGGCGCUCCAGUAGAAAAAACUACGACGACAUUAAAUAUGGAAGAUUUGACAACAAUAGCUUCCGCAACGUUGGAAGGUGGAAUUCGUUCCACGAACGAAUCAGCAGGGGAUAACCCCAAUGUACAUGAACCGAUCCUAGAUGUCAAAUCGCUGGAUGAUGAUUCGACCACACCUAAUAUUGACCAACUAGAGAAAACGGGCUCAGAACGAUCGGAAGAUGCCCUUAUUGGCAGCAUGGCUACAAACAAUGGUUCAGAAGAUAAAAUAACUAGAAAGACUGAAACUAUUGUUGAACCUCGAAAAAAAUCGGACCCUGUGAAAGAAUCUGAUGAAAAUGUUACUGUUACCGAAAGUAAGGAAGAUGCUCACGCUGAAGACCAAAAAUUGAUUUUGGAAGAUGCUGAAGGAGACUUUCAAUCGGCUUUGAAUAAGAAAUCCAACUUUACAUCACCUCCAAUUCAAGAUUCAGACAAUUCAACAAGUCCAGUUCGGGAUUUAGUGGCUACAAAGAUCCCAGACCAGCCCCUAAAAUAUGGCACGACGAAAUUACCAGAUAAUCGUCAAUAUGAAAAACAUGAUGAGUCAAAUAUGAAAAGCAAACCAAAAACAACGAGUAUUCCUUCAAUAGAAACCUUGGAAAAUGUACCAAAGACCGAAAACGAAGAUCUGUCCAUGGUUGCUGACAAUGGGAUGGAAAAUGAAAAUGGAACAACUCAAUCCAAGGAUAUUACCGCCAAUAUUUGGAAAUUAGAUGAACAUUGGACUGAAAGUACACAUGUUGCUGAUGUAUCAAAUAUGAUGAAAGAUGAAGCGAAAAAAAACAAAAAAACUGACAACUCAGCUACCGAAAUGAAUGUUCCGGGUUCGAAAGACGAUCCUUCUGACGUAAUUGGUGAAGAGGAUAACACUCCUGAGAAGGCUAGUGACGAAGGCACUUCGUACCAUGCAGAUAGCUCAUCUGCUAAUGAAGAAGACACAUUUGAGUCUAAAGCCACCUCAUUUGAAAUGACUCAUAAGAAGAAUAGCUCAGACCCUGAAGAUGAUUCAUUUGACGAACCUAGUAAGCAUAACUGGUCUGAGCCUGAAGAUAAUUCAUCUGAUGUGACUUCUCAGGAGGAGAACUCGGAGCUUGAGGGCAAUCCACACGAUUUGAUGAGAGAAAAAGAUUCAGACAUAACUAACACAGAAUCGCAGAAAGUCGAAGCCAAUGAAGAAGAACAAAACACUACAUCGGCUUGAAUAACGAAGUUUCCAUAGCAACAAACACGUCAACUGAACAUUAUUAUAUGAUAUUUGAUAGAUUAUACACAGAGGUGUGUCUUAGCACGAACGUUGACUACCUGUAUAGCGAUUAACGUAUAUAUUUUUAGUUCUAUCACAUCUAAUCUUCUAUUGUGAGAAACAAAAGGUUAUAUAUCAACUUUUGUUUAUAAUUAUAUUUUCACAGAGAAAAACAAAGGUUAUGUAAGCUUAACCAUUUUAAUGAAACGUAAUCCGUCCUCUUCAUUGUAUAUAAACAGUAGCAAAGUUUUGCACCUAUUUCGUGACGGAGAAAACGUUUAUUAAAUAUUUAUGGUUUUAAAUUUACAAGUAAUAAUAUUCGUUAACAUCUCCGUCCUGUUUUCCACAUUCUCCCGUCCUGUUCUACUACAGAGCUUGUUUGUAAAUCUAUAUACUUAUUGUAUUUUGUUUAAUGGUGACGGUAUUGUAAACAUUUACUGUGCGAAGUGUCAAAAUUUCAGAGUUUCUGGUAAUAAGUUAUAUUUUAAAACCUCCCCUUGAAUAUUCUAUUAAAACUCUUAAAGAAACCAUUAUUUUCUAUUGUGAAUAUUUUUUUUUUCGUUAAUGGAAAACAUUUCGUCUGCAUAAAUAUUCGAACGUUUUAGUAAAAUCUUGUUCCGAUAGAGGGCGCUAAUCGUAUUAUACAAAAGUUUCGUGUUCAUAACUGUAAAGUGUUUAAUCGAAAUUAUAAAUAAAUAAAUAUAUAUAUAUAUCCAGAAUAUGCAUGAAUAUAUAUAUAUAUAAUUUCCGAAAAAAAACAACAUUAUCAUAUGUUUUAGAAAGUAACUUGUGUUUGAAGUCAUUUAUUAUAAAAUAAUUAUCAUUGUCUAUUUUGGACAGAAAUAUUUCUAUUCGGAUUAUAUCUAUGACACCAGGUGAAGAUUGUAACACUUAUGAACGAGAACUGUUGUUAGGCUUAAAUAAAUCAGUGGAAAACCUAUUCACAAUAAUUCAUUUAACUUUUCUGAAAUUUUACAAUAACUACAACAAUAAAUAUUUAAAACAAUUUUUUUCCACUAAAGCUUUGUACGAAUUUUGUUACUGUAAUACUUUUGUUUCAAUGUUCGUAUCUAUGACGAAGGAUCUUUGAUGAUAUUCUGAAAUCAUCGUGUUACCAAUAAAACUUCUCAAGUUAUUUUAUUAGGCACGUAAUGAGAACUACAUUUUGGUGCGGACUUUAUUAACUAUUCAGUGUAGCACAUGUUAGUUUGUGAACUUCACAACUAGACAAGUAAACCCGAUUUGUAUAUUCAUCGUAGUUUAAUAAAGUUACAUUCCGAAAUCUA
Messenger RNA from Limulus polyphemus (Atlantic horseshoe crab), 2747 nucleotides. Its product is annotated as dentin sialophosphoprotein-like. The transcript is spliced from 2 exons. The record is from RefSeq and is a predicted model, not a curated record. NCBI's taxonomy places the organism in Eukaryota, Metazoa, Arthropoda, Merostomata, Xiphosura, Limulidae. The coding region runs from base 118 to 1419 and encodes 433 amino acids.